Messenger RNA from Corvus hawaiiensis (hawaiian crow), 6651 nucleotides. RefSeq names its product interaction protein for cytohesin exchange factors 1 (gene IPCEF1). Bases 4 to 1404 code for a protein of 466 amino acids. The record is from RefSeq and is a predicted model, not a curated record. The transcript has 9 exons. NCBI's taxonomy places the organism in Eukaryota, Metazoa, Chordata, Aves, Passeriformes, Corvidae.
GUUAUGCGUUUCCAUCCUGCAUAUACCACCAGCAUCACCACACGUCCUUCUCUAGCUUCCCCCUCCCCUUUCUACACAAAUGUUGCAACACAAUCUGAAAUUUCCUCUUUUCUUUCCUUCCUGCAUUUCUUACAGGUUCCUUUGCGUCAGAAGGCAAAAAAGAAAAGUCAAGGGUUCUUUAUAAUGAGCCGACGGAGGAUAUCGUGCAAAGAGCUGGGGCAAGCUGAUUGUCAAGGAUGGCUCUACAAAAAGAAGGAAAAAGGAGCUUUCAUUGGCAACAAAUGGAAAAAGUUCUGGUGUGUGCUAAAGGAGUCAUCACUGUAUUGGUACAGCAGUCAGCUGGCUGAAAAAGCAGAAGGAUUUAUAAGACUUCCAGACUUCAGUGUGGAUCGAGCAAUUGAAUGCAAAAAAAAGCAUGCUAUUAAGAUCAGCCACCCACAGAUCAAGACAUUUUAUUUUGCGGCAGAAAAUGUUCUGGAAAUGAACACGUGGCUAAGUAAGCUGGGAAUGGCUGUAGACCCUCAGGCACCAAAUGGGAAGAACGAGGAAGAAUGCUACAGUGAAAGUGAACAUGAUGAUCCAGAAAUAACAGACACACCACCUCCUCCCUACACAGUCCAGACAUCACCUCCUCCUUCGAAGGAUCAGCAGAAGUCAUCAUUCACCUCAAUGCUGUCAAGUGAAGCAUCUUGUUCUCUCUCCUCUCCUGAAAGCACUUUUAACUCCCAAGAAUCAUCGUCUUCCUUGACAUCCAAAGUGGUUUUUUCUGAGAGGCAGUCCUGGCUUGACCUGGUUAACAGCUCUGCCACGGAAGAAGGUGAUCAGCCUUUAACGUUCUGCGUGCAGAUUCAUUCUGAUGAGCUGCCAGAAGUGGUCUGUGGAGAUGCAGCAGAGAGACAGGAAGUCCGGCUUUCUGAACCCAAUGGUGGCUCCCAAACCUCUUACUUAAGUGCAGAUACACAUUGUCUAGCUGUGCCAGAUGCAACAGGACAGCGAUCACUUGCCAAAGACCAGGAAAAAUGUGAUGAUGAUGACGAGAUGGAGAGACUUUACAAGUCGUUGGAGCAAGCAAGCCUGUCUCCCAUUGGUGAUCGUAGACUGUCAACUAAGAAGGAGCUCAGGAAGUCAUUUAUCAAGCGCAGCAAAAAUCCCUCCAUUAAUGAGAAACUCCACAAAAUUCGAAUGCUGAACAGCACAUUAAAGUGUAAGGAACAUGACUUGGCCACAAUUAACCAGCUGCUAGAGGACCCAAAGUUGACAGCAGUGAAGUACAGAGAGUGGAGGAGCACAAAUAUCAUGCUGGUCCAAGAUAUUUAUCAGCAACAGGAGGUCCAGGACAUGUCCACAGAGAAUUGUGAGGAGCAAGAGAUGACUCCACAGCCAAUCACUGAAAGUGCUAUUUGAUCAAUGACACAUGGCAAGAUCUUUCUCCCUGGGUCUUCACGUACAAGCAAUUUAAGCUGCUGUACUGGAGGUUUGUUUUUCGCAAGUGUGCUUCAGAAGGAAAACAACCCACUCUCCAAAGUUUUGAAUGCUCUUUCAGAACUUAUUUAAUGUCAAAAGGGCAAGUUCACCAAGGUAAAAAAGCAUGCCUGAACUUGGCCUGUGCAUGUAAGUCGACUACUUAACAAAAGAGGCAAAGAAAUGUUUUUCAGUUUUUGGAGAAGAAAAUUGUAAGUGUCCAGCUCCUGGAGGACACAGAACUAUGGAAUGUGUACUGUAUAAAUAUGAGAUCCUUGGGAUUGUUUUAACCAUGCAACUUACCUUGAAGCUAAACUGAUACCGACAGGAUGUAAUCUACUCUACUUUUACCCUCUACGGUAACCCGAUGUAUGCAUUUUCAUCUCUGCACCCAUUUACUUUCACCACUCUACCAGUUUAAACUGAGAUAAGUAGAAGAGUAAUUAUGCAUUAAUUGAUACUAUAGACAGCUGCCAGGCACCCACUUUGGGCUCUGCCUGAUGUUUAAUGAGUUUCAAGUUUAUUUAUGGUCCAGACCAAGAAGGUACUGUCUUUCUACAUGAAGAAGAGGUCUCUCAGUUUUGCUAACAUAUAAUUUACUCUUCAGUGAGACAAGUUUCAACUUUUUUUACGGACUUGGAAGAAUUCCUUGGAAGAUUAUGUUCUGCUUUCUUAUUUUUGACAACUGGGAGUAUACAAGGUACAAGCUCAUCCCAGAGUCCAGCUUAAGGAAGGUGAUCAAGUUCACAAGGCAGAAGCUAAAUAACUAAACUCCUAAUGUGGACCUGGAAGUGUAAAACAAAGCUGCAAAUAUUUUUGUAAAUAUAUGUAAUUUUAUGGCUUAUAUGAAUGUGACUAUGUACUGUAUAGAUGUUUUAUUUAUAUAUUUAUAUAUGCUGAAUUUCCUAAUAUAAAUAGGCACAUGUGGACCAAGGCCACCCAGAUGCGAGUGCUUACAGAUUGACUUGAAAUGCCUCUUUGUUUUGUGUUCCAUUAUGGAUCACAGUAAUGGCUCUACAGCUGAGACUGCCCUGAGACAUGUGCUGUGACUCUUUCUUCUGCUUUUAUAGCUUUGAGUUUUAGGUGAAGAAAAUCUGUUCAAUUUAGGGUCUAAAAAAAAGGUUUUCUAGAAAGUUUCAAGAUUUCCCUUUGGGAAAACAAAAAUAAGAGGUUUUGCUGCAGGAUCAUGAUAUUUUGGCUUCAUUGUCCUCAGUACAAGGUUUUGGGUUUUUGCCUUCCCCUCUUCUGAAGUAUAAGGAAUUUUGCAGGGUGUUGAAUUUUGAAAAGGAAGAAUUACCCCACUAUCCUCAAAUUAAUGCCACUACAGCAACUGUGACAAUCUGCACUUCUGUGGAUAUUUCAUAAAGAUAUUUUUUGUCAUUGGUUUUCAAUACAGUUUAUCUUUUAAAGCAAAAUACACUAUAGAGAUGCAGCCAUAUUCAUUUGUCUUUACACAUUAUGUGUUUUAUCAUAGCUUGACUGAGAAAAAAGGUAAUGGUGUUAGUGGGAACAUGUGAAAUCUUUUCCACCUGUGUAGUAAUUAGUUUGACUGUUGAUAUUGCAUUUUUAAUACUCAGCAGCUUUUCUUUUAAAAUAGAGACAUGGAAAUAGAUGAAAAUGACUAAAUGGGGAAGCAGACAGAAAACCCUGGAUAGUUACAAAGCUAUUCUUUUCAGGAAAUCAUCAUAUAAGCAGUGAUUUCAUCACUAAUUCUAAUUAGAAGUUAAACAAGCUUAAUACCUGAUGUAAUUUGGUUUAGAGUAAUUGCAUCUUAAAAAGGGAGCCCAUUUUUAGGAUACUUUUUUUGUUUGUUUGUAUGGAUUUUUUUAAAAAUAAUUCUUCCACCAUUCCCAUGGAAAUGCUGUCAAUUAACUUCUGAGAGCACCCUGAAAAUUAGGAGUGUAGGGAUUAAUCUACUUGGUCCAUUUCAUUUUUAACUACCUGGUGCUAAGUAAUUGAUAAGUACUGGAGGUCAAAUUAUAUGUACAUUUUCUAUCACACAUGUGAGUUUCUCACGAAACAAAGCAUGUAAACACCAUUUUUCUUCAAAAGCAUCUUCACUUAAAUGUUGAAAAGAAGCACAUGCUUAAGUGGCCUGUUCAGCUGGGCCAGACAAGUCAGUGCCUUGCAGUUCUGAGCAAAGUCCUAGUCAACUCCUUUUGCUGAAGUAGAUUUGCAGUAUACAAAGAAAAGCGCUAUGUGGCCUGUACGUGCUGUGUUGGCUCUUUUCACACUGUACUUGUACAAGCACAUACACAACAGCCUUCCCAAAUAGACAAACAAAUGCCCUUGGACUGCCCAAGCUCUUCUAUUGGUUCUGAUGGAUUACAUAGCCUAAAAUUGCUUUUAAAUUACUCUCUUUCAGAUGGUCAGUAGAUAAUUACUCUUGAACUAUUGAGGCUUUGGCGACCUGCUGAGAAUGGGCUCUAUCACCUCUUAGAAAAGAACAUAAAAUUCUUGAAUGGGGUUACUUUAAUCCAGUUAUAAUUUUAACAAAUUUCUGUGUUCAGGAAAACAAAUGUAUGGGUUUUAUGCAAGUACUGUGCAGGAAGUCUAACUCCACUCUCUUCAGCUACUAUAUAGACUCAAAAAAAUGAAAAGUGUGAAAAAUGCAAAGUGAAAAUUGCAGUAAAACCGGAUUAAUUUUCUGGCAUUACUAAUUACUGUGACAGUUUUUGCCUGGGUUUAUCACAAGGGGUUGCCCAGCAGCGUGAAAGCCAUAAUCAGAGACAGAAUUAUGCACAAGCUGACAGCUACAGCGGGGAGCCACCUCAACAGGAGAAAUUUGGACAAGUUCUUGCUCUGCGCAGUGAUGCUUGGAGUAAUUGGUGUUUCUUGGUCUGGAUUUGGAAGACCUGCGCUAUUGACUCAUAGCAUAGGGAGCUGUGCAUCCCUAGUGUGUGAAUGUCAAGAAGCCUUCAACCCUCUGCCUCAAGGGACUUGCUUUGUGUACUUUUUCAGGAGAAAGUAUGUGUGCAUGGAUAUGUGCACGUGCACAAUUUUUCCUCUGUCAGUAAAGCCAGCUGGUGCAGUAAAUGCAACAAUGGAGAUUUUAACAAUAUCUAGUAACAAUAUCUAAUUUCAACUCUUUCUGCAGCUUUUCUGGAAUUUGAAUCUCUCUGUUCUGGUAGUGUACAUCUCAUGAGAUACCAGAAUGAGGUGGGAUCACAUUUCCUUUCCUAUAAUGGAAGAGAUUUCAUCUGGGGAUUGUGAAUAAUUUUUACAUCUAGCUCUGAUGAUUCAAUAAAUACUAGGGUUUCACCUUGUCAUGGUUUUAAGUCCAGCUGGAGAUGAAGCACCAUGCAGUUGCUUGCUCAGGCCCCCUCUCUUUUCCCUCCCCAUCCUGGUGUAAUGGGGAGGAGAACUGGAGGAGAACUUGUAUGCUGAGACAAAACCAGUUUUAUAAUUUAAAAUAAAGUAAAACACAAUAAUAAUGGUAAACAAUAAUAAUGAUAAUAAAAAGGAAAGAAACCUGAACAAGUGAUGCACAAUGCAAUUGCUCACCACCCACUGACCUGCCAGAUCCCUCUUCCCAAACCCAGCUCAGGCCCCCCUUCCAGGUAACCCACCUGGUUUAUAUACUGGGCAUGCUGCUCUGUGGUGUGGAACAUCCCUUUGGUCAGUUUGGGUCACCUGUCCCAGCUAUGCUCCCUCUAGUUUGUAUUUUGUGUACUUCCUCACUGGCAGAGCACAAGACAAGGGAAAAAGUCCUUGACUUAGUAUAAACACAACUUAGCAAACAACCAAAAUAUCAGCGUGUUACCAAUACCACUCUCAUUUGGAAUCCAAAACACAGCAUUGUACAGCUACUGAAGAAGAAAUUAACUGUACCCUAAAUGAAACCAGGAAUAAACAGGAAUAAAUAACAUGCUACUUCUCUUUUUUAUGCAAAUAAUUUUAAUUUUGGAGGAAACCUUCAUAUUGAGAGAAAAGGCUGGUUUGGGACAGCCAAAGAGGGAGGGGAAGAAAAAAUGUGAUGGUAUUUGAUUUAAAACUGUGUGGAAAUUCAGAAUUUAAAAUUAUUUCUUACUUGGAAAAAUUAUGGGGUGUUACAUCUAUUGUGUGAGCCUGUAAGCUUACAUGUCUAUUGCAGAUUUAGUAUAAAAACCUGUAGUUUUAAACUUUUCAGGUAGCAAAGGAGCCCAUGUAAGCAUGCAUCUAUGAGAGGAACUCCAUGUGUUGUGGCUGGGGUUUGGGCUUUGGGCUUUUUUUGCUGUUUUGCUUGUUUAGUCAUACAAAAGUAACCAAUUGUAAUGAUGGUCCGGGCUUACUUCAUUUAUAUGAGACAUGUCUUUCUGUCUAACAGGAAGCCAAAGUGGUUUUCUUAUAGUAGUAGAGCCAAAGUGGAAUUUCCUGUUUUGUGUGGGGCAUUUCAAAGCAGCAGACAUUUUAAGAUGUCAGUGAGCAUUUCCUUGAUGCUUGAAGAUUUAUCCCAUUUUGGUUUGCUUCACGCUGCAACAUUCUUGCAUUUUUUAAAAACUGCCUUCAUUAUGAACUGAAACAAAAUUUGAGGUGAAAAAAGGAAAACAGAACAGAAAAAGCUCUGAGCUAAGAUCGUGCUGACAUCCACAUCUCUGCGUAGGGUAAUGGGAGCUAAGUUUGCCAAAAGCUAAGAAUUUCAACACUCAGAAAAGAUUGUAAAGUGUUGAAAAGAAUACUACAUUCCUUGAAAUUCACUGUGGGAGAAGUUCCAAGACCUGUCUGCUCUGGAAAAAUGAAUAUUUUCCUAAUUUGUUUCCUCCUGAUCAAAAUCCAGAGGGAGUGGUUUAUAAGCUGGCAGCAAGCUAAAGAUGAAAUAUGCAUGUAAUUCAUUGAUAGCUCAACAGCGUUGAUGUAUGAUCUGGAAAUGAUGGACUUUAGAUGACUCAGCCUGUAACACACAAAAUCUAUUUCUUUGGGAAAGCACUGUAGCUACCAGUGUCUGUUGCUUAUGCACCCCAUCUGGUCCACAUGAGGUCCAUUUUGAGGAUGUAGGUGAAUGGCCUUUCUAUAAGGAAAAUAUCUUGUGUCAUCAUACCAUAGCUUAGGAACCACUCCCUGUAUCCUAGAUACCUUAGGACCUGCCCAAAUUAUUCUGACUCUUGAAGUUGCUUAUGGCAGUUUUAUCUUCUCCCAGCUAAAAAAAAAAAAAAAAAAAAAAAAGGAUAUGAAAACACAUCUCCCACUCCCACAUGAAAAAAAAACUAGCAC